Messenger RNA from Rotaria socialis, 525 nucleotides. The record is from the annotation of a GenBank genome assembly. NCBI's taxonomy places the organism in Eukaryota, Metazoa, Rotifera, Eurotatoria, Philodinida, Philodinidae.
AUGCAGCAAUAUUUUAUUCUUUUCAUUACUGUUGUGACCGUUUUCUUUGGUUCAAUUUCUUGUAAUUCAACCGAUGCCGAUUGUGCCCAACUAUCGAAUAAAGAUUGCAGAACAUGUUUAAGCUUAGCCGGUUGUGCCUUUUGUAAAAAUGGCAAAUCCUGUUUUCUAUAUGAUGUGAGCAACGUCAUAGCCAAAAAAUGUGCUAUAUCUGAUACCCAAUGGGGAACGUGUGUUGGUACUUUUGAAACGUGGAUUAUUAUUGUUUCUGUUGUUGGUGGUAUUCUUUUGAUUGCAAUAUUGAUCGCAAUAUGUUGUGUAUGCAGAAAAUGUAAACGUUGUUCUAUUCGAAAAGAAGAAAAACGACAAGCAAGAGAACAGGAUGUAGAAAAUCGGCGAGCGGAAGAACGACGAGCUGCAGGUGAAAUUCGAUCGACUGAACGAAAUCGUGUAGCGGAUGAGAUCCGUAUGAAAUAUGGUAUUCUGAAAGAGAAAGAAAAUGGUACGGAUUAUACACGCAUGAAUUAA